AUGAGGAAGAGGAGGAGCUGCAGAUGGAGGAAGAGGAGGCGUCCUGUCCGUCUGUGUCCGAGGAGAGGAGCGGCCGCCAUGUUAACCAAGAAGCCCGGAACCUCGGUCCUCCCGACGGGCAAAGUGGGCGAGCCGGUCUACUCUCCCGGUCACGGUGGCUCUCAGACGACGUCGCCUGUCGCCCUGCCGCGGCUUCGCAACAACAACCACAACCCCCUGACGGGAGGCUCUAAAGCCACCAUGUCGGACACCGUCCAGCUAUCGUCGCAGUCGCAGGUCCACGUCACACAGCUGUACGAGGAGAACACCAACAAGCGUCCAGUGCUUACCUCCCAGCCCAACGGCCUGGCUCCUCUCAGCUCCACCCGGCCGGGGCUGCCGCUGCCAGACCGCCAGACCUCGGCCUCAGAGCCCGCCCACCACUGCCGGCAGGGCAGCGCUGCCUCCAACAAGUCGACAGACAGCAAGCCAAAGCCCACCUCCAUGUCCCCGGAGCAGGCCAUGAAGCAGUUUGUGUCCAAAAUGUCGUCGUUCGAACACCACGAGGUGUUCAGCUACCCUGACGUGUAUUUUGUUGGUCCAAAUGCCAAGAAGAGGUCAGGGGUCAUGGGCGGAGCCAACAACGGCGGCUACGACGAUGAUCAGGGAUCCUACAUCCACGUUCCGCACGACCACAUCUCCUACCGCUAUGAAGUCCUGAAGGUCAUUGGCAAAGGCAGCUUUGGACAGGUUGUGAAGGCCUUUGACCACAAGUCUCAGACCCACGUGGCUCUGAAGAUGGUCCGCAACGAGAAGCGCUUCCACCGGCAGGCGGCGGAGGAGAUCCGCAUCCUGGAGCACCUGAGGAAGCAGGACAAGGACUCGAGCAUGAACGUCAUCCAUAUGCUGGAGAACUUCACCUUUCGAAACCACAUCUGCAUGACCUUCGAGCUGCUCAGCAUGAACCUGUACGAGCUUAUCAAGAAGAACAAGUUCCAGGGCUUCAGCCUCCCGCUGGUCAGGAAGUUCGCCCACUCCAUCCUGCAGUGUCUGGACUCGCUGCACAAGAACCGCAUCAUCCACUGCGACCUCAAGCCCGAGAACAUUUUGCUCAAGCAGCAGGGACGCAGCGGCAUCAAGGUCAUAGAUUUUGGUUCUAGCUGUUAUGAACAUCAGAGAGUUUACACCUACAUCCAGUCCAGGUUCUACCGAGCACCAGAGGUCAUUUUAGGCUCCAGGUAUGGGAUGCCUAUCGACAUGUGGUCUCUGGGCUGCAUCCUGGCUGAGCUGCUGACCGGUUACCCGCUUUUGCCUGGUGAAGACGAAGCCGACCAGCUGGCCUGCAUCAUUGAACUGCUGGGCAUGCCCAGCCAGAAGCUCCUCGACGCCUCCAAGAGAGCCAAGAACUUUGUGUCGUCCAAAGGUUACCCGCGGUACUGCACUGUCACCACACUGCCUGACGGCACCACUGUGCUGAAUGGCGGUCGCUCGCGACGAGGGAAGGUACGCGGCCCGCCGGGCAGCAAGGACUGGAGCGCAGCGCUGAAAGGCUGCGAUGACCCACUGUUCCUAGACUUCCUCAAACAGUGUUUGGAGUGGGACCCGGCUCUCAGGAUGACGCCCAGCCAGGCGCUCCGCCACCCGUGGCUGAGGAGGCGACUUCCCAAGCCACCAGCAGGAACCACCACGGGGGAAAAGACCUCCUCCAAACGGGGCACCACCACCACCGACGGCGGCAUCACCUCAAUCUCCAAGCUCGCCACCACCUCCUCAACCACCACGUCCUCCUCCUCUAAAACAAGGACUAACUUGGCAGCAAUCACUGAUGCCAACGGAAACAUCCAGCCUAGGACGGUUCUGCCCAAGCUGGUCAGCUGAGAGUGAAUGCACCCCGCUCGCUGUGGUGGGAGUUGUAAGCUGUGUUCUCGGGCAUCCGGGGGCAACCAGCUGGAGCCGAAUAAAACUGGUUUGUCCAGUUUUGAAGAGCGUUUGGGUUUUUGAUGCUGGCUUUCACAGCGUUGUUGGAGUGCAUUCAGGACAAACACAGUCAUGGAAACUCAGCGUUGGGGUGUUAAAAUGUGCAGAAUGGCCAGGCUGGGAUGUAAGCUGAGCUGAAGCAAACUUUGUUGAUAAAUUGGGGUGCGUUCAGACUCAAAUUCUCAGUCCUCUCCGAAGACGCUAGUUUUUUUACGUUGUGAGCAGCAAGACAAGAAGUGACCACACAUGUUUAAAAUUGUGGGGCUGCUCAGACAAUCAGAACACACCACUCUGUAGCUCCAAACACACAAACACAAAAACAUGGUGCUAACGCAGGGAACAAGGCUUUUUUUAUGUUUAUAGCACGGGAACUAUUUAGCUGAGCUGAUAGUCGAUGAAUCGAUUAGACGCCAAAAGCAACUUUUCAUGACCUUAGUCUUACAAGGUUAUAUCUACAGGUGAAAAAGAAGUCAGAUAUAUCCUUAUAAUGCUAAGGUAACAGCUGCAAAAAAGCAAAGAUUACCUUGCUAAUCUUUGUUUCAAUUCAUCAUGAAAUAACUCCUUUUGUGUUGCGUUUCAGUUUGGGGAAUAUUUGUGAGCAUUUGACAUCAUUUUGACUUAAAUGAACAAUUAGUCAAAACCAAAUCCCGGCAACUCGAACUGAACCACCUGUCUGUUAGCUGGCUAGCUUUCUUAGCUACCUGUUGUUUCACGGUGUCCAGCUAGUCUAGGUUACCAUGCUAGCUUUGUGCCUGUCAGCUGGUUAGUUGUUAGACAGCCAUUUGUUUGUGUUUAGCUGUCACUUUGCUACUUAUUUACCUAUUAACUGGCUAGCAGUUAGCCUAGCAAACUUAAAUCAGUCAGCUAGCUGUAGCUGGCUCACUGUUUGCCUUUUUUGGCAGUCUGGUGGCUAGCCUUAGCCUUUUUAGCCAUAGCCUGUUAGCUCUCCACUGCCCAGCCUUAUGAAGCACAGAUUUAGAGUUUUAAAGUGUUUUACAUUUGGAGGUUAGCAAAAAGAGAGUUAAAUGGAAAAAAGCCUAGAAAAUAAGUGUUUGUGUUAACUUUCAUCAUUUUGUGCCCUAUUUAAUUUAUUUUAAUGAAAUAAAUCUGAAUAUUAAGGACACAAAAUGGCUGAAGGGGCUAUGAAGGUAGAGUAAAGGCAGUUUUAUGGACAAUUUUAAAUCAUGUUGAAAUCAAAGGGCUCUAAUGUUAGAAAAUGGGAUUGUUAGGAACCAAAGUCUUUCCUAUUUGAAAGUAGAAAAUUAGGCUGUGGCGGUUGUAUGAAACAGUAGACUAGCAUUAAAUUAAAUUUUGUUGAAACUUGCAAUAAAGCGCAGUCUUUAAGGCAAAAACAAAAUCAAAAAGCCGUUACAGCCUCGCUGGAAGCUAACGUAGGAUAAACUAUUGCUGCGAUAAUACAAUAACAUGCUGGUCGUCUGUGUCACUGACAGACUGCUUCUGAUUGUUGAGGACCAUUUUAAAUCAUAAAUGAUAAAGUCAAAUUCAUUUUUAGCUUGCUACUAAGAUUUGUGAUGGGGUGUGUGGUGGGGUUUACAUUUCUGUGCCAGCUUCAUGUAGUCUUGGCUCUAAUAAAGGGAGGAGAUUCAGAGCAGAAAUGGUUCUGGAUUUAGGACAAAAGCUUUGUGAUCAGCAUAUUUUACUGCCUGAAACUAACAUGAUGUUAGCAUGUGACUGAGUCAGGGUUUCUUUCAAAGUAAUCAACAUUUCUGAAAGAAUUUAGACACUAAACAGAUUCACUAAGACGCAAAUCAUAAUUACUUAUAUCAUUAGAAGGGCUCCAGUCACAUCAGUGUGUGGUCAGGUGUAAACACCUGCAGUCAGCUGCGAUGCAGGUGAGCUUACACGUUGAUAUGAGAUGCAUAGCAGGUCGUUGUCGUGGCUCAAUAGCAGCGUUCCAUCCAACUGUAGCGCAAAUUUUAUCGGAAUUUCCACAAAACUGUAAAUUAAUGCACGUUUCCAUCCACUGCUUUUAUUAUAUUAGUUAGAUGCAUCGAGAUGAUGUCAGUCAGUGGGGGCAACUCUGCAGUCAUCAUGUUUACACAGUGAGAGUCCAUGAUAGCAGCAGUGGAUUAGAGAAUAGAUUAUUACUGGAGAAAUCAAAUCUAUUGAUCAUUUAUACAUGGAUGUGGAUAUGACAAAGAAUUCAGACAGAAAGUAUCAUCACAAUUACAGUGUACUGUUAGAAAAUAUAAUCAAUCUGUCAGAGAUUAUAAGUCAGCGAGCAGGACAGAUGUGUUGCAGUUUGGGAUUUUUACAUCAAUGACAGAACUGCGAUUUGUCAGAUGUUAAAUUUACUGGAUUAACCAAAAACACAGCCUGGUUAUCAUAUCCAUAAAAACUUCAUUAUAACUUUAAAUUAAAAAAAAGAUGAGACUCUGUGUAUAACAUCUAUGUCAUCAUUUGCUAAUUCUUAACAAUUUAACAGAGUACAAAGACAAUAUAUUUAAUAUUUGGCCUCAUCAACUGCAUUGAUUUUUUUGUAAAUAUAUGCUUAUUCUGAAUUUGGUGAUCCUGGAAAGGCUCAGUGGUUCACAGCGAGGAUGG
This is a messenger RNA of Chelmon rostratus (copperband butterflyfish), 4521 nucleotides long. RefSeq names its product dual-specificity tyrosine-(Y)-phosphorylation regulated kinase 2 (gene dyrk2). Gene Ontology annotation, molecular function: protein serine/threonine kinase activity; ATP binding; protein serine/threonine/tyrosine kinase activity. Lineage: Eukaryota; Metazoa; Chordata; Actinopteri; Chaetodontiformes; Chaetodontidae. Gene Ontology annotation, cellular component: nucleus. The record is from RefSeq and is a predicted model, not a curated record. Gene Ontology annotation, biological process: peptidyl-threonine phosphorylation; peptidyl-serine phosphorylation.